GUGGGGCGUAUUGGGCUAAUUACCCGUAUCCCAAAACGUGCGGAAUAUCUUCGAUCAGAAUUUUACCGGAAAAUUCUAAAUCUGAUCCCAAAACUGCUCCCUUCUCUCUCGCCGCAGGCAGUAGCGACGACUCCAGUGGCAGAAGGGCCUUCUUUACAUGUUAGCUGUUUGCGUCCUUCGUGCUUGAGUUUUAGGGUGUUUUAAAAGCAAGAUCUUAUGAGGUGCCUUAAUGGGCUGAACGAAGGCAAACCUUCAGGUGGUGCCUUAGCUUGUAUUGUGAAUUCAGAAAUUAGUGCAGUUUUGGCUGUUAUGAGGAGAAAUGUAAGGUGGGGAGUUCAGUAUGCCACUGAUGAUGAGCAGAUGGAGCAUUCUCUCAUAAAAUCCUUCAAGGAACUGCGGAAAAAGAUUUUCUUGUGGCAACAUCAAUGGCAUAGUGUUGAUCCUGUUGUGUAUCUCCGGCCCUUCCUGGACGUGAUUAAAUCUGAUGAAACUGGUGCACCGAUCACGGGAGUUGCUCUAUCAUCUGUUUACAAAAUCUUGAAUCUAGAGAUACUUGAUUUAGAAACUGUGAAUGUUGAUAACACUUUGCAUCUAAUAGUUGAUGCUGUGACAAACUGCCGUUUUGAGGUGACGGACCCUGCUUCUGAAGAAGUUGUACUGAUGAAAAUUCUUCAAGUUCUUUUGGCUUGCAUGAAAAAUAGAGCGUCCAUUAAUCUGAAUAACCAUCAUGUCUGCAGCAUAAUAAAUACUUGUUUUCGAAUUGUUCAUCAAGCAAGCUCUAAAAGUGAACUCCUGCAAAGGAUAUCACGCCACACAAUGCAUGAACUGAUCAGGUGUAUUUUUUCACAUCUUCCCGACAUUGACAAUAAAUGGCAAAUGUUGGCUCAAGGAAGCAGGUCUUCUCCUAACACGGAGGUUGGUGUGCUAGCAGAAAAUCAAAAUUUUGAGGAUAAACAAUAUGAUAAUGGUCACAUCAGUUCAGAAUCUGACAAUAAUAAACUUGAAGGCGUCACAGAUGUUCUGGCAGACAUGUUUGAAGUUAAGAUGGGUGAUAAAAUAAAUGAGAUUGAACAAGGGAAAGCUACCGCUUCUUCUAUGAUGGAUCCGUAUGGGGUCCCAUGCAUGGUGGAAAUAUUAAAUUUCCUGUGCUCUCUUCUUAAUGUGAUGGAGAACAUAGAAACUGGUCCCAGAUCCAAUCCUAUAGCAUAUGAUGAAGAUGUUCCUCUAUUUGCAUUGGGUUUAAUCAAUUCAGCAAUAGAAUUAGGUGGGGCUUCUUUUAAAAAUCACCCUAAAUUAUUGACUCUGAUACAGGAUGAAUUGUUUUACAACCUGAUGCAGUUCGGUUUGUCAAUGAGUCCACUUAUUCUUUCAACGGUGUGUAGCAUUGUCCUCAAUCUGUAUCAUUAUCUUCGUACUAAGUUAAAACUUCAGCUUGAAGCUUUUAUCUCCUGUGUAUUAUUGAGGAUCUUGCAAAGCAAGUAUGGAGCGACUUACCAACAGCAGGAGGUUGCUAUGGAAGCUCUUGUUGACUUCUGCAGGCAGCCUACAUUUGUGGCCGAGAUGUUUGCCAAUUAUGAUAGUGACAUAUCCUGCAGCAAUGUAUUUGAAGGUCUUGCCAACUUGUUAACAAAAAGUGCCUUUCCAGUGAACAGCCCGUUGUCUGCUAUGAAUACUCUUUCUUUGGAUGCUCUGGUUGCUUUGGUACAGGGCAUGGCUGACAGAAUAGGUCAUGAUUCUACACCUUUCGAAGAGAGUGAACCCGGUCUUCAGGAAUAUUAUCCAUUUUGGACUUUGCAAUAUGAAAAUUAUGGUGAAACUCAUCGGUGGGUUCCAUUUAUCCAUAGGAUGAAGCACAUAAAGAGGAAGUUGGUGAUUGGAGUUGAUCACUUCAAUCGAGAGCCCAAUGAGGGUCUAGAAUUUCUUCAAGGAUUACAUUUGUUGCCUGAUCAACUUGAUCCUGAAAGUGUAGCACACUUCUUUAGAUAUACAGCUGGAUUAGAUAAAGAUGUUGUAGGCGAUUUUCUAGGUAGUCACGAUGAAUUUUGUAUUAAAGUGCUUCAUGAAUUUGCUAGGACAUUCAAUUUUCAGGGCUUGAAUUUGGACACUGCUUUGCGCAUUUUCUUGGAAACUUUCAAAUUGCCUGGGGAGUCUCAGAAGAUUAUGAGAGUUCUCGAGGCAUUUGCAGAGAGCUACUAUUUUCAAUCUCCAAACAUUUUUGCCAACGUAGAUGCUGCUCUUGUUAUGUCGUAUGCUUUGAUAAUGCUUAACACAGAUCUGCAUAAUGCACAGGUAAAAAAGAAGAUGAGAGAAGAAGAUUUUAUUCACAUCAAUCGGAGUAUAAAUGGAGGAAAUGAUCUACCUCGAGAGUUUUUGUCUGAGCUUUAUCACUCUAUCCGUGACAAUGAGAUUCGUAUUGUUCCAGAACGAGCUGCUGGUGUUGCUGUCGUGACACGAGGCCAUUGGAUUGGUCUAGUGCACAGAGCAAGGGAAAUGGCACCCUUUUUCGUAAGUGACUGUGAAUGUUACUUUGACUAUUAUAUGUUUGCUAUUCUGUCUGGUCCUUCAAUUGCGGCUAUUUCUGUGGUAUUUGAUAACGCGGAGCAGGAAGAUGUUUUGCAGUUAUGCAUUGAUGGAUUUUUGGCCAUUGCCAAACUUUCAGCCUCGUAUAAUUUUGGUGAAAUGUUGAAUGACUUGGUUGUCUCUCUUUGCAAAUUUACAACCCUCAUGCAUCUAUCUUUUGUUGAAGAAUCUAUUCUUGAUUUUGGAGAUAAUACCAAAGCUAAGAUGGCGACCGAGACAGUUUUUACCAUUGCAAACUGUUAUGGCGAUCACAUUCACUCUGGUUGGAGAAACAUAGUGGAGUGCAUCUUGAGUUUGCAGAAGAUAGGCCUUCUUCCUGCUCAUCUUGCUAGCGAUGCUGCUGAUAACUUGGACUCUUCUCCUGUUCUUGAUCAAGCAACACCAGCAGAAGCUUCCUCCCCAGCAUCUCAGGUGCCAGCAACAGUUCCUGCUAGGAAAUCAUCUGGCCUUAUGGGCCGGUUUAGCCUACUGUUAUCUCUCGAUAAGGAAGAACCUGCACCCCAACCCACAGAAGAACAGCUUGCUGCUCAUCGACGUACUCUCAAGACGAUACAAAAUUGCAACAUUGAUAGCAUCUUUGCUGAAAGUAUGUUUCUGCAAGCAGAAUCUCUAUCACAGCUUGUUCAUGCUCUUGUGUUGGCUGGAGGGCGUUCUAGCAAGGGAAAUAAUUAUCUGGAAGAUGAGGACACUUCAGUUUUUUGUCUAGAACUACUGAUUGCAAUUACUCUUAACAAUCGAGACAGAGUCAUGCUUUUGUGGCAGACUAUUUACGAACACAUAGCCAAUGUUGUUCAAUCAACUGUAAUGCCCUGUGCCCUUGUUGAGAAGGCUGUCUUUGGGCUCCUUCGAAUAUGUCAGCGAUUGCUUCCUUACAAGGAAAAUCUGACUGAUGAGCUUCUCAAAUCUCUGCAGCUGGUAUUGAAACUGGAUGCUCGGGUUGCAGAUGCUUAUUGUGAACAAAUCACGCAGGAAGUGAUGCAUCUUGUGAAAGCAAAUGCAAUGCAGAUAAGAUCUCAUAUGGGUUGGCGCACAAUUAUAUCCUUACUUUCAAUCACAGCUCGACAUCCAGAAGCAUCAGAAGUUGGUUUUGAGACAUUAUGUUUUAUCAUGUCUGAUGGGUCAUAUCUCUUGCCUACAAAUUAUGUUCUUUGCUUGAACGCGGCCAGGCAGUUUGCUGAGUCUCGAGUUGGUCAUGUUGAUCGAUCACUGCAAUCGUUAGAUCUGAUGGCUGGUUCAAUUGCUUGUUUGGUGAGAUGGUUUCAAAAAACCGAGGAAGCUGUGGAUGAGGAGGAGGCAGCUAUGAAGAUGUCCCGGGAUAUACUUGAAAUGUGGAUGAGGCUUAUACAGGGCAUCAAGAAGGUGUGUUUAGAUUCGAGAGAAGAGGUCAGGAAUCAUGCCAUCGUGUCUUUACAAAGAUGCUUGACGGGAUCAGAUGGGAUUUGUAUACCGAAGGAUUUGUGGGUGCAAUGUUUUGAUCAGGUGAUCCUCACCUUACUUGAUGAAUUCCUGGAAACAGCUAAGCAAAAUUCUCCGAAGGAAUAUCGCAGCGUGGAAGGAUCGAUGAUCAUGUCCCUCAAGCUAUUGUCAAAAGCAUUUCUACAGUCAUUGCAAGAAAUCUCGCAAUCGACGUCCUUCUGCCAACUUUGGUUGAGGGUUCUUAGUUGUAUGGACAAUUACAUGAAGAUGAGAUUCAGAGGGAAACAGAGUGAGAAGAUCAAUGAAUUAGUUCCCGAGCUUAUCAAGAACACGCUGCUUAUCAUGAAAAGCGGUGGGAUUCUUGUGCCGAGUGAUCCUGUUGGAGGGGACAGUUUCUGGCAAUUAACAUGGUUGCAUGUGAAAAAUAUAGCUCCGUCUUUGGAAUCAGAAGUUUUUCCUAGUGAAGAAUUGGAGAAGUUGAGAGAAAAACAUGUCAAAACUGGGUGUAGCCCUCUCCCGGAUAAAAAUGUUCAUGUUCCCCCAAAUGAAACCACAGCGUGAUGGCAUUUUAUUUAUCCGGUGGAGAACAGGUAAAACAAUUGAAACCUGUUGAUCUGCAGCCUGAAGUGGGCAAGCUAUAUAUCUGCAAUUCAUUCUACUUUCCAAAUUCGAUUGUAAGAUUUUAUUUUGGACCAUGGAAAUUUUAUUGGAGGUUUUUCGGUUGCUCUUCUGGCUCUGGUUUUUGGAGUAAGCGGAGCCAUUGUGGAGGCAUCCUUCUUUUCUUUUUUUUUUGUACAAUUACACAGUAUGAUACCGAAUUAUAGUAGAAUUUAUUUGUUGGAUGCCUAUACUGGCAUAGAAUGUUGCUUCAGUUUUUAUGGAGAUGAAGUAAUUUCAGAGGACGACGCUUUAAACCAUCCACAAAGCAGGCCUUGUACAAAGAAAUGUAAUCAUUGCACUCGAGCAAUAUUCAUUUUAAGAGAAGUGUAUGACAUGAUAUAUUCAUUUUUAA
Molecule: messenger RNA, 5008 nt
Organism: Olea europaea var. sylvestris
Lineage: Eukaryota; Viridiplantae; Streptophyta; Magnoliopsida; Lamiales; Oleaceae
Product: ARF guanine-nucleotide exchange factor GNOM-like
Exons: 3
Coding region: 217-4557 (1446 amino acids)
Biological process (GO): regulation of ARF protein signal transduction
Molecular function (GO): guanyl-nucleotide exchange factor activity
Source: RefSeq, a predicted model, not a curated record